Messenger RNA from Candidozyma auris, 2508 nucleotides. RefSeq lists its product as uncharacterized. The transcript has a single exon. Bases 1 to 2508 code for a protein of 835 amino acids. Lineage: Eukaryota; Fungi; Ascomycota; Pichiomycetes; Serinales; Metschnikowiaceae. Gene Ontology annotation, cellular component: fungal-type cell wall. The record is from RefSeq and is a predicted model, not a curated record. Gene Ontology annotation, biological process: cell adhesion.
AUGGUUCUUGCUUCGUUCUUGUUGGGCCUUGCCGCUUGCUCAGCUCUGGUUAAUGCCAGUGUCAAGGAAGGUAUCUUUGAUAAGAUUCUCUCUAUUACUCCACCAGAGGACUCCUUGCCGGAAACUCCCAGCUGGUCUGCUACUGUUGAAUGGUCGUUUGAUGAGAAGAAUGGUGUGAAAGCAGGUGAUACUUUUGUUCUCCACAUGCCUUAUGUGUACAAGUUCACUUCAGGCACCAGAGCAGUGGAUCUUGUUGCAGACUCAGUCACUUUUGCAAACUGUGACUUAUUCUCGGGUGAUAACGUGGUGGCCUACUCUGAGCUCAAAUGUACUGCUACUUCGGCUUGUGAGAAAGUCAAUUCCGCCAAGGGUACCGUGGAGUUUCCUUUUACCUUUAAUGCUGGUCUGUCGAGUGAUAAAGCCACCUUAGAAGCCUCUACUGUGUGGCAUGCCGGUUCGAAUGUGGUCAAGUGGACUGAUGGAAGUAAGGAACUUCACUCUGAGGUCUACUUCGACGAAGGUAACCCUUACUUGUUUAGUGGAAGCGUCGAACACGGGGUCUACUGGUUGAGAAAGGCCGUUAUGCGUAACACCAACCAGCACCUUGUCUUGGGUCCAUCUUGUGACUGCGACGGUAUGUCUGGUUACAUUGAAAUCCAGAACCCUGACUAUGGUGUUGAGCUUGACUGUCUGUCGGUCGUUGGAACCAUCACCAAGCAAAUCAACGACUUCUACUUCCCAGAGUCUGCAGAAUCCUGUUCUGUCCACGUCGACGAGUGCUGUGCUACGAGAAUUAGAGUCUCUUUUGAUAACAUCCCAUCGGGCUUCCGUCCAUACAUUAAUGUGGACAGUGCUAUUCCUCAUUAUGAUUUUAAUUCGAGAAACCAAUACUCUUACGGAUUCUCUUGCGGUGGUAUAGAAUUGUGUGACAGCUUGUGGACUAACUGGUACAUGUACAAGGAUGGAGAGACUGGAGGUGAUGGAGAGUUCAACAGCAUUGUUGUUACCACAGUCACAGACUCCAGUGCUUCUACUACUGGUUUGACUACUAUCACUGGUCCCUCGACCAACACCAUCGUCGUCACUGUUCCUGGUAUCACUCCGUCUGAGACUUCCUCGUAUGACAUUACUCUGUCCUGGGAGACGUCCUUUUCUGAGACCACCCUGUGGGAGGAGUCUUCAUACUCUCAGAGCACUGAUUCUGUCAUUGAGUCUGAGCACUCAUCUUGGUCUGAAUAUUCCUCGACGUCAGAAUAUUCUUCUUCUUGGUCUGAGCAUUUCUCAUCUUACACUGGCUACAACAGCUCUUUUAGUGUUGGAACUUCCACCUCAAAGACUCAAUCGUUGCCCACCACUUUGGUGAUAGGUUCGACCACCGAGUCAAUUAUUUCGUCCACUACAGUUUCGGAUACUACGACCUUCGUUUCCUCUUCAACAGGCUUCUCAGAAUCAACCGGCCACUCGUCUUCUAAUUCAAAGUCUAUCCCCGAAGUACCCACCAACUAUCCUAGCGUCUCCUCUAGAGUCUCUACGGGAGUCUCUACGGGAGUGUCUACGGGAGUGUCUACUGGAGUGUCUACUGGAGUGUCAACUGGAGUGUCUACUGGAAUCUUUACUAGGGCCUCUUCUGACCUUUCAUCCAGCAUCUCAAGUGAUUUGACUGAGUCUCCUUCAACUUUCUACACCACCGUCACUUCAACAUGGACCAACUCCAUUACUUCAACCGAGACACACACGGCGCCUUCUAAAGACACUGUCACAGUUGUUGUAGAGGUUCCAAGCGAAAGCGUUCCUUGCACGACAAUCACGUCCACUUGGACUGGCACAACCACCGCUUACACCACUGUGUGUGUUUCUGACGAGACCACUGUGAUUGUCCAGGUCCCUACCACGACCACCACUACUGUAGAGGAAUCAGGAGCUGGCCACACCACUCCUCACGUUCCUGAGCUGACCGGUCAAACCUUAAAGGUGCCUGUUACACUGAGCUCUACUAUAGUUGCUUCCCAUGAUGAAAGCACCAACGGUGGUUCUGACAGGACCCUUACGGCUGUCACUUCUUCCACUACAAUUGUGAAUGUGCCACAGUCGAUUAGAUCCAACGAAAAUCUCCACUCUUCGAACCCAGGGGCUCCACAGCAGCCUGCUGCUUCUACUGAAUCUGGGGCCGAACAUCACAAGACUUUGAACCCUAAUCAGCCUGAAGGUGGUAACAAUGACAGUACUUAUGUCGUCCAUGGUGGAAAAGAGUCAAGUACAACUGUUGCAGAGGGAGUCAACAACCCAACUCCUUCAAAUGUUGAGUACCCCUCUGCUUCUUCAUUGGUCCAAUCUCCAGGGAAUGAUCAUCUCACUGCUUCUCCAUCAUUGUUUACUACCUCAGCUGUGCAAGUGGCAUCCAGCUCACUGCCCGCUAGCUACGUAGUAUCGACUUAUGAAGGUUUGGCUGCCGGCUCCACUGCAAGCUUUUCUGUUGUUUUGUUGACGAUUUUCUAUCUUUUCGUUUGA